This is a messenger RNA of Lichtheimia ornata, 552 nucleotides long. RefSeq lists its product as uncharacterized. Gene Ontology annotation, molecular function: GTPase activator activity. The record is from RefSeq and is a predicted model, not a curated record. The transcript is spliced from 6 exons. The coding region runs from base 1 to 552 and encodes 183 amino acids. Lineage: Eukaryota; Fungi; Mucoromycota; Mucoromycetes; Mucorales; Lichtheimiaceae. Gene Ontology annotation, cellular component: endoplasmic reticulum membrane. Gene Ontology annotation, biological process: endoplasmic reticulum to Golgi vesicle-mediated transport; positive regulation of GTPase activity.
AUGCAUAACCUAUCAGUGAAUCGCCAAAUAAAAGUGGGUCGCUCUAUUGUCAACUCUUGGAAUCAUCGGCUACACGCAGGGAAGAUCUUGUCGGCAUUGGCAAGGCAAGAUUUCAACGAGCUACGGCGACUGGCACAAGUACCAGGUGGUUUUCUUUUAGAUAGUAUCCGACAGCGUGUAUGGCCUGUCUUACUGCACACGCAAUAUGGCUGUUACUUGAACGAAAAAGGAAGCGAGGAAGACUUGGCUGAUCCACAUCAAAUCGCCAAAGAUAUCGAGCGAUCAUUUUAUUAUUAUCCGCAAGGUAUUUCAUCGGCACAGAAAGCUCGGAAACAAAAAGAGCUCCAUGAUUUGAUCGUUGAAAUAUUAUGGCGAAAUCCACGUCUCAAAUACUACCAGGGCUUUCAUGACAUUUGCAGCUGCUUUUUACUCGUCCUCGGAAAGAAAGAUGCUAUCCCAGCUGCUGAAAACACGGCAUUAUUUUACUUGAGAUAUCCUUUUUCGCCAAUUGUAAUAUGCCAUCAAAGAGUACAAGUAUCAAACGUUCCUUAA